Pistacia vera is the source of this 885-nucleotide messenger RNA. Its product is annotated as protein NRT1/ PTR FAMILY 5.5-like. The coding region runs from base 1 to 885 and encodes 294 amino acids. The transcript has a single exon. Lineage: Eukaryota; Viridiplantae; Streptophyta; Magnoliopsida; Sapindales; Anacardiaceae. The record is from RefSeq and is a predicted model, not a curated record.
AUGAGUCAUAACAAUUCUCUAAAUUGCAGAGGGCUUGACAACGUUGCCAUUAUAGAUUCCUCCACUCACAGUCAAGAAGAAGAGAAGAAGUUUGGCAGGAUUUGUAGUGCGUCAGAUGUCCAGUUAGUAAAGCAUUUUUUAAGUUUGAUUCCCAUGUGGACUACCAUUCUUGUGGUUGGUUUGGUAUUAUCAACAGGUGACACCUUUUUUCCUGACCAGGGAACCAAUAUGGAGUCCUCAGAUUUUUUAGUAUCCCUAUUUAUACUUAAAAGUCUUUCACGGCGAAUGGGCUCCUCUCUGUUAUUGAUAUUAGUCCACUCAGAAUGGAUACCAAAAGCUAAAAGGAAAACAGCUAUACAAGUUGGAAUUUGGGCUGGAAUUGUUUCAUCUAUACUUUGCUCUUCUGUUGGAUGGCAGGUUGAGCAUCGUAGGACGACAAUAAUUCGAGAUAAUGGAUUAUCGAACAUUAAGCCUGAUGAUUAUAGAACUAUACCCAUGAGUAUAUUCUGGCUUUCUCCUCAGUUCUUUCUGUUAGGUCUCACGGAAGGGCUUGUUGCAACUGGACUCGAUGAAUUCAUUGUUGAUCAGUUCCAAGAUCCAUGGAAGGAGUAUGUAUCCGAAAUUAAUGAGUUCGUUAUUGGACUUGGAAAUUUUCUUAGCAUGCUUUUUAUUCAAGCAAACAAAAACUUGUUUGGAGACACCUUGAACAAUAGUCGGCUAAACGAGUACUACCAUCGGCUAACCAUUGUUAGUUAUGUCAACAUGCUUUUCUUUUUUUCUGUUAUAUACAUCUUCUACGGAUCCAGGUACCCAAAUAUAAGUGGCGGAACCAAAUGUUGCAUCAUCCCGGCUGCAGCCCGGCUAAGAGUUUCGGAAAAGGAAUAA